Molecule: messenger RNA, 2034 nt
Organism: Cuculus canorus (common cuckoo)
Lineage: Eukaryota; Metazoa; Chordata; Aves; Cuculiformes; Cuculidae
Gene: SRD5A2
Product: steroid 5 alpha-reductase 2
Exons: 5
Coding region: 22-789 (255 amino acids)
Biological process (GO): steroid biosynthetic process
Cellular component (GO): membrane
Molecular function (GO): 3-oxo-5-alpha-steroid 4-dehydrogenase activity
Source: RefSeq, a predicted model, not a curated record
CCCCCGGCUCCCGCAAGGAGCAUGCAGUGCUUCCCCAGCCUGGUGCUGGCGCUGAGCUCGCUGCUGGGCGCGCUGGCGCUGCUGCAGCUCUCGCUAUACCUGCGGGUGCCGUCCCGCUACGGGAAGCACGAGGAGCGGCUGUGCCGGGCGCGGGGGCGGCUGCCGGCGCGCUGUGCCUGGUUCCUGCAGGAGCUGCCGUCGUUCCUGGUGCCCGCGCUGCUGCUGGCGCUGCGCAGCCCGCCCCGCCUCGAGCCGCUCGGCUGCCGCCUCCUCUGCUGCCUCUUCUGCUGGCACUACUUCUACAGGACAUUUAUUUAUCCCUUCUUCACUAGAGGCAGACCUUUCCCACUGCAAUUGCUUUUCUUUGGCAUGUUAUUCUGUAUCUAUAAUGGCUUCCUCCAGGGGUACUACCUGAUUUACUGCGCUGAAUAUCCAAACAAUUGGUGCACCGACAUCAGAUUUACAUCAGGCCUCCUCUUAUUUCUGCUGGGAAUGGGAAUCAACAUUCACAGUGAUCUCCUGCUGCGCCAGCUGAGAAAACCUGGGGAAGUCACUUACAAGAUUCCUCAAGGGGGACUGUUUACCUAUGUUUCUGGAGCCAACUACUUUGGAGAAAUUGUGGAAUGGUUUGGUUUUGCUAUAGCAACCUGGUCCCUACCAGCCUUUGCCUUCGCCUUUUUUACUCUUUGCUGCAUUGGGCCACGUGCUUAUCACCAUCACAGGUACUAUCUCAAGACAUUUACGGACUAUCCAAAAUCAAGGAAAGCCUUGAUUCCUUUUGUUUUUUAACAAUUAACAAUUGAAAUAUGGACUCUGUGUUCUGUUUUUAAUAGGGCUUUUUUCAAUUCCUAGUUUUAAUGUUAGAUCUGACUAUAAUUAACUGUACAAAUCAUAACCCUGGAUUGUAACAGACAGGAAGGUAAUUUGGAUCUGAAGUUCUUGUUUUUAACUGUGGAGGAUAUUGCAGACAGUUGUGGGCAAAGGGACUCCCCAAACAAGAUGUUUGUUUGUCACUGGAAUUCUACCUAUGGAAAAUGGUUAUACAACUGCACUGAUAUCAGAGAAAAUGCAUUGGCUAAAAACGGAUGCAGAAAAGUAGAAAGCAAGCCCAUGACUUCAGAGAAAACCUUCAGCAGCCACUCCAGUUUAUAUUACCUCUGCAGCUGCCUCUUCCUGCCUCCAUGCUGUAGCAAAUGCACCAUUGUUCUGCCAGCUCAUCCAUAGGCGUUACCAUCCUUUAAACUGGAGUAGGAGUCUCCUUUGUCCGCAAAAUAACUCAGCCUUUUAUGUUUUGUCUAAAAGCCAGCUUAGGUCGCAGAACCAUAAUGCAUCAACAAGAUGUCAGCACAAGGCUGGGAGCAUUGUGCCAUGGCACAGAGGUGAUGCAAAGUGUGCAGAGAUGGAAACAUCUUAAGUUGGCGUUCACAAGCACAAUGUCUCUGUUCCUCCCUUAAGCAAUACUCUCCUCACUGUCAGAUGAUUAAUCCUCAGCCAUCAGGGCUUUUUUACAUGUACUUUGUUAAAGCAAUUGCAGCUCCAUUAGGAUUUUUUUCCCUCUUGCAAAUCCAGAGCUCUUUUCAGAAGAAAAAUUUGUCCACUCAAAACCCACUAAAUUGUUAUUAAUAAAAAGGCUUGAGAUGGUGAUGUAUGACAAAAAUUACAACAAAUAAAGAGCUCGGUGUUGAAGAAAAUGUUCUCCAACACUGGCAGUACAUUUUGUCUGUGGAGAACAUUUGCAGAUACUCAUAUCAGGAAAUGAUAGAGAAAUUAUUGAAUUUUCACAAACACAGAGUGUCCUUUCCUAAUUUCAGAAUAUAGUUAGGAAUUUAAAAAAAAAUGCCAUUAACCCCAAUAGGAAGAGAUGUCCCUGUAGAUACUGAUAGUUUUAGUUACCCUUUAGAGCAUAAAAUCCUGCUAAGAUAUGCUGAGUAGCUGGAAAGAAAAAGACCGGAUUGCACAUACUAAACAUACUACGUGCUGCUGGAGUAACCUGAUUGACUGUACACAAUUUUCUCCCAAACACAAUAAAAUUUA